ACCGUCGCCGGCUGCGCGCGAGAGCAACGCGCAUCGCGUCAGUCGCGCUCCGACCUUCGCGGUGGAAGGACGUACGUCGGUGUUCUCUCGGUUUAUCUCGGUUUGUGUGCGCGUCGUUCUCGAUCGCCUUGCCGCGUAUUAAUCGCGCGAGUGUCGUACAUCGAGUGAGACGUAUAUCAGACGCCGAUCAGUAACGCGAGUGUUUUACUCGGUUUAAUCGGUCGGUGCAAAAGUACGCCAUUACAUCAGCUCCAACUUCACGGUGAGACGCCUGUCAUCGGAGAGAGAUCAUCGGCGGAUCUUUUCACGUCCUCCCAGCUGUCGUAAGAUCGCUCCAAGGACUGCUCGAUCGGAUAGCCGAGCGAGGUAGAUAACUUCGAGGACUCUGAAAUAGACAUGUGCGAGGAUCGACCGAACGUUACUCGCCAAUGACGCAGGCAACGACGACGAGGUGACAACGAAAACGGUGACACACGCAACCAAUAAUUGAUCGAAAAUGGCCAAGAGCGCUGAGAGAUUACCCGGUAGUUCCACCAGACUUAGGACCAGAGAUGACGGUUGCUGCUCCGUGAAUUUCUUGAAAUAUGUUCUUCACAUUUAUAACGUGGUACUGUUUCUGUCCGGACUGGUGGUGGGCGGCAUCGGUAUCUGGACAGUGGUGGCGAAGCACAGCUACGUGUCCCUUAUGUCCACGUCGACGUACCCCACUUUGGCCUACGCCUUGAUCGUCGCAGGUGUACUGGCUGUCAUCGGUAGCUGGCUCGGAUGCGGCGGUGUAACUUCUGAAAAUCGAUGUGUCCUGCUCGUGUACGUCUUUGUGGUGAUGGCGGUGCUCGUCCUGGAGGCCGGAGUCGGCGCUCUGGCGCGUCUCUACGAGGAACAAGUCGGCCCUGAGUUGAAGAUGAACUUGAACCGCACCUUCCUCGAGAACUAUUCCGUACGAUCUCGAGAAACCGCGGCCAUCGACCAGAUGCAGAAAGAAUUCAAAUGCUGCGGUGCCUUGAGAUUUGAAGACUGGGUUAUGAGCGAGUGGCAUAAAGACGAGGAAGUCCUUAGGAACGGUAGCGUUGUACCUGACAGCUGCUGCAAGACGCCGACGUUACUUUGCGGGAAAAGGGAUCAUCCCUCCAAUAUACAAUACACGGGCUGCAUUUACAAGUUCCUGGAAACGACGAAGGACCAUCUGAUAAUCCUGGGCGCCGUCGGGCUCGGCCUGUCGGUCCUCGAGCUCUUCGGCAUCGUUCUCGGUUCCUGCCUCUACAUCAAGCUCAGGCACGACUUCGAUGACUGAGAAUUGCUUCAUUGCCCCGAGGGCAAUAAUAACGGCCAGUCGUGGUGCAGAUACAUGCAGAACAACUCGGAGUCCGUUUGAUCGUCGGAGUAGGGGCGGAAGGACGCGCGAUUAUAGUCGCGGGAACGUUCGGAUGAAAGGGAACCGUCCUCGACAACGGACCCUUAUUUGCGACUCCCUCCCCCCCUCUCUAUACUCUCGGAAAGAUAUCAAUAAGUGAAAUUCGAGGUAGCGAAUAAGAAGCGAUGCCGUUUUCGUCGUCUCGCUUCUCGCGACUGAGCAAAAUGAAGAAUUCGAAGAGGAAGAGUGAAAGUUCAAAGAUAAAAGAAAAAUCGUGUUUAAAGAUCGAUUCAACGUCCUGGAUCGCUAUCACUAGAAGAGAAAGAUACUUUUCUCAUCAUUGAAUACGAUUGUGCAUCGAAGUUUAAUUUCAAAUUCGUCCAUUGUCGACGAUCUUAAAUUAAUUUCUCGAAUGCCAUUACGAAAUACAAGAAAAGUGUAGAUUUUUAAAGUCAGUCGAUUUUAUUCGCAUCUUCCAUGUAAUUUGUAAUGGUAUCUACUUUAUCGUAUGAAAUUUCGGAAUUUCUAUCAGCCCGGGGAGCAAUAUCGAUAAAUUUAAAGUUGACUGUAGUGUUUUCUGAAGCAGCGUUUCUCUACGCAAGUAAUUACAAAGACAAUUUUGAUAAACGACCAUGUGUGGACAGCCGGUAUGUGCACGCUGGACCGGUUAAAAUUAUCUCGACAAUUGUUCACGAUCGAUACGGAGCUAAUCGAGACUGCGUAACUCACGAUUGUAGCUGUUGCUGUCAAUGGUGUUUGACUAUAUUUUCUGUGUGUGACAUUUUCUUUCGGAUGAUGACACACGAACUUGAAUUCUUUUUUAUAACGCAAUCGUCAGUCGUGACGUUAAAAAUAUAAUCUCUUAAAAAAAAAUCUCUCCGAGCGUAAAAUAUUUUUCGAGCUCGGCGAGCUCUCGCGAAAGCGCCGAACUUCAUAUACUGCCAUUGCGAAUUUGCAUAAUAUUUAAUUGCAAUCUAUUAAAAAUCGAUUAAAGCGCAUCGCAAUAGAAGCUGAAAAAGACGAAAAAGAAAUUCUCCUGCGUAAGGAAAAAAUUAACACGACUGUCUGACUUUUCCCGCGCAACAAUAAGAUCUGAUUCAAUCGAGUAAUGUCAAUUUUCCUACGAUCGAAUCGCAUCGUCAUCGAGUUUAUUUACAUCUUACUCCUUUUUGUCUCUUGCUCGUCGAAGAAUAAAUAAUCGGGUAACCAUUUGUUAUAAACUCGAUGAUGGAUCGUGAUUCGUAUCUCCGACAGCGAGGACAAGUCUAAAAUCGACUUAGACAUCG
Messenger RNA from Camponotus floridanus (Florida carpenter ant), 2637 nucleotides. RefSeq names its product CD151 antigen. Lineage: Eukaryota; Metazoa; Arthropoda; Insecta; Hymenoptera; Formicidae. Gene Ontology annotation, cellular component: membrane. The transcript has 7 exons. Bases 497 to 1291 code for a protein of 264 amino acids. The record is from RefSeq and is a predicted model, not a curated record.